Molecule: messenger RNA, 1358 nt
Organism: Apis florea (little honeybee)
Lineage: Eukaryota; Metazoa; Arthropoda; Insecta; Hymenoptera; Apidae
Product: histone-arginine methyltransferase METTL23
Cellular component (GO): cytoplasm; nucleus
Source: RefSeq, a predicted model, not a curated record
CGCCAUUUCAAAAUUUAAAUUUAUCUAUACGUUUGUAUUUUCUAUUGUACUGUGAAUCGACAACUCUGGACAAAAUAUGACAACUUUAUAAUUACGAUCAGAAUGAAUAGAUACUAGUGUAAACGGCUUGAUAAUUAGUCAUGCCAGGUUUAGAAGAAAGUAUUCCACGCAAUACAAGUCCACCUACGCACAGCCUAAUGUCCGAUGGAAUCGUUUCCGAGCAAAUAAAAAAAUUUUUGUUCACUUCUCGUAAAACUCAAGAUAACGUACAGUGUAACGAAAGUUUAGAGAUUUAUAUUCCGGAGCAACUUCAAGCUAAUUAUAGUUUUUAUACAUGGCCUUCAGCACCUGUAUUAGCUUGGUUUCUUUGGGAACAUAAAGAAGAACUUAUUGGGAAAAGAGUAUUGGAACUUGGUUCAGGUACAGCUCUUCCUGGAAUUUUAGCUAGUAAAUGUGGUGCUAUAGUAACUUUAAGUGAUUCUGCUAAUUUUCCUAGAAGUCUACAACAUAUAAGAAGAAGUUGCGAAUUAAAUGGUAUUUUAUCUCAAGUUCAAAUUGUUGGUAUUACAUGGGGUUUAUUUUUGUCUAGUUUAUUUUCAAUUGGACCAUUAGAUUUAAUUCUUGGUUCUGAUUGUUUUUAUGAACCAGCAUUAUUUGAAGAUAUAGUUGUUACAGUGGCAUUCUUAUUAGAAAGAAAUCCAAAUGCAAAAUUUUUAUGUACCUAUCAAGAAAGAAGUGCAGAUUGGACAAUAGAACAUCUAUUAAAUAAAUGGAAUCUUACUUGUACCCAUAUAUCAUUAGCUGGACUUGGCACAGAUUCUGAUAUAAAUAUACAUGAAUUAAUGCAAGAUCAUACAAUUCAUUUAUUAAGUAUACAACGUGCAGCUUAAAUAUUUUUGCCAUGAUUAAUCGAUAUUUGAUUUCUGUACGUAAUAUUCCAUGGACAAUUUCUCGUUACGAACUUGAAAAAUAUUUUUCAACAUUUGGUAAAAUAAAGAAUACAAAAGUUAUAUUUGAUAAAAAUGGUUUAAGUACAGGUCAUGGUUUUGUAGAAUUUUAUAGUAAAUUAGAAAUGAAUAAUGUACUUUGUAUGAAUCAUAUUUUAGAAGGCGAGUUAUUACAUGUUACAAAAGAAACUAAAUAUUCAUUUGAGGAAAAUAUUAAACAGUUUGAAAAUAUACAAAAUAGAUAAAGUAAUAGACAAAACAAUAUAAUUUAUAGCAUAAAUUCAAUUAUUAAUAAUAUAUCAAAAUAUACAUCAAAAUGAGUCUUGAAAAAACAUUCAAUAAAGCAACACAUUAUUUACAGUUAUUGGCUUCAGAAUUAAAUUCUGCAGAACUUUUAAAAUUUUAUGCUUU